AUGGGUUCCGCUGACAUCGCCAUGGACAGCGAUCUAGCUGGAGAUUCGCCCCACCUAAAGCUGGUCCCCGCGACCCCGGAGGAACACCUGCACACACUGAACCUCAACAGCAAGGCGUGGAAAGGACCGCUGGAGCUGGGUCAGUACAUCGAGCGUGAGCAUCAUCUGUCUCAGCAGAACCUCACAAGAGACGGCGCGCUCACUUGUUGGAUCCUGGUCGAUGGCAGAAAACCGCCCAACUCGCGAACCAUCCUGAGCUCCUGUGAAACGUACCGGAAGCCUGCCUACCUCGCGUACAAGGGGAGGGUCGAGGAUAUUGUCUGCCAUGGGGUCGGGAGCGUUUUUGCACGGCCGGAAUUUAGAGGCCGCGGCUAUGCGGGGCGAAUGAUGGCGGAGCUGAGCCAGAUACUCGACACCUGGCAGACCGAGAACCAGCCCCGGAAGCAGGGUAUCUUUUCCGUGCUCUUUUCUGACAUCGGCAAGAAGUUUUAUAGCAGGUAUGGCUGGAAACCGUUCAUGUCGACUCACAUUACCCUGCCAUCGAUCAAUGAGGAUCAUUUCAAGACAUCCGUGGCCAUGGCCAAGUUGCCUGUCGCAAGACCAAUGAGCGCCGACGAUGUCCGCCAGUCCAUGUGCGGCGAAAUUGUUGAACACAAGGAGCGCAACCUGCUGCUAGGUGCCUCGCAAAAGUCACCAACAGCCAAGGUGGCAAUUGCCCCUGACUAUGAUCAUAUGUCCUGGCACUGGGCCCGCGAGGACUUUUAUGUUGACAGAGGCAUAUUCGCGAACAAGAAACCGCAGGUCCGAGGCGCAGCUGUCGAUCACCAAAACGUGUACUGUGCCUGGGUCCGGACCCUCGGCGACUCGCCAGAAAGCCACACACUGCACAUCCUGCGCUUCAGCUAUGACGAACCGGUGACCGUGCCGGGAGAAAUGGGAACUAUUGAGGCACUCGCUGCCGUGAUCCGUCGUGCUCAAUACGAGGCACACGCACUGAACGUGAAAAAAGUGGAGUUCUGGAAUCCGACGUCGAUGGUUGAAAAGGCGGCGAAACUGCUAGAUCCAGAUGUGCAGGUCGAGCACCGCGAAGAGAGCAGCGUGUGCAGUUUGAAAUGGAACGGCGCCAAGCUAGGAUUGGGCGACGAGGUGGAGUGGUUCUGGAAUGAGAAAUACAGCUGGUGCUGA
Talaromyces rugulosus is the source of this 1185-nucleotide messenger RNA. RefSeq lists its product as uncharacterized. Bases 1 to 1185 code for a protein of 394 amino acids. Gene Ontology annotation, molecular function: acyltransferase activity, transferring groups other than amino-acyl groups. NCBI's taxonomy places the organism in Eukaryota, Fungi, Ascomycota, Eurotiomycetes, Eurotiales, Trichocomaceae. The transcript has a single exon. The record is from RefSeq and is a predicted model, not a curated record.